CGGAGGGCUGUUGUGUCUCUGACGGAGUGACUCCACGGCACAGUUCUCUGCAGCUCUGUCCGGUCCACACCGCUCUCUACAGCUCUAUCCAGUCCACACCGCUCUCUACAGCUCUAUCCAGUCCACAACGCUCUCUACAGCUCUAUCCAGUCCACACCGCUCUCUACAGCUCUGUCCAGUCCACAACGCUCUCUACAGCUCUAUCCAGUCCACACCGCUCUCUACAGCUCUGUCCAGUCCACAACGCUCUCUACAGCUCUAUCCAGUCCACACCGCUCUCACCAGCUCCAGGGGAAAGAGACUGGUAUAGUCUCUCCUCUCUACAAAGAUGAACCUCUUCUGCUUCUCUCUGGAGGGUUCUAUGGACAGUCUGUAUGAGGCUGUGCAGGACUCCAGUGAUGCCCAGGUCUACACCAUCCCCUGCCGUUCCUCCAGCCGCUCCUGUAGCCCCUCCGUGUUGCUGGAUGAAAACCCCAAGUCGCGCGGCUCGGGACGAUCCAUCUCCAUGGAGAUCUCCCAAAUGCAGAACAACAACACUAAAAAGAAGAAAAGAAGAACACAUGUAUCCAAAUCAGCAUCAGAAAACGGAACUUUAGAUCACACAGCUGCCGGCUGCAAUACUGCUCUCUGGCUGCCCGCCAAAGUCUCUCCAGAAGAUGAUUUAGAUUUUUUCCACAUCAAGAACAAUCAAAACGAAGAGCUGGUCAAACCCAUGCUCAGAACUGAGGUCCAGGCCAAAGCCACAAUCAGAACCGAUGUCAAGACCAAAGGGGGAAGAGGAGUAUGCAAGUCGAGAAUAAAGAAGAAUGAAAAGCCACCAACCCCACCAAUACCACCAACUCAGAUGGUGAGUUACGAGGGGUGGGCUCAGAACCCAGACAGGCCCAACAGCAGGCAGAGAGACCUGAUUGUCCAUGCCAACCGGGAAGUGGCCAAGCCCAGAGUGCCAAUCAAAAGGAGUCCAAAGCCUGGGAAUCAAAAGACUGGGAGUCAGAAGACUUGGAAGAAAGGGAGCGCAAAAAAUGGAAAAGAAGGGGCCAAGAAAAAUCAGGACACCACACGGAAUAAGGAACUCAGAAAAUCUCCCACAGACAAUGACACUUAUGCAGGGCCCAUACCAGUGAUAGCAGGACCCUAUCUCGAUGUGGUCCGGAGGUCAGCUCCUGGUUGUGAGUCUGUACUACCAUCAGCCCAGGAGAAUGCUACCCUAGCCCCGGGGGCCACGGAGCUGAGGACCGGGCCUGGAGGCCCUGGAGCUCAUCCUAGGAACCAGCGCUGGAGUAACCCAGCUGAGAACGCUCAGGCCUGGGGGACGUCCUACCACAUCUGCCGCAGGCCCCUCACAGAGUACCCCGUUUAUGCCCAUGACUACACCCUGCCCCGGGCCAAGGACUGGGACAAGCACCAGGGGCUGGCCCAAUAUGGAAGCCUGAAACGGGACCCCUCGCCCCAGGGUGUCCCCAUCUCUGUUACUGAUGGGGACCUCUGCAACCCCAAUCGCUCCACCAGUUUUGGACGAUUUGACGGCAUCAGACAACCAUCACCAGCCAGACUAGAGGAAAAUGUAACAUCAGUGGCAGAGGAGUCUGGAUGUGAGGGUUCUGAUCAGACCAAACAAGGCAGCCUGGGGAAGAAGAUGAAGGCCAUCUCUCUGACCAUGCGCAGGAAGAUGGGCAAGAAGCACUCCAAAACCUUCUCUGCGGAAGCUGGUGAGGACACUGACAGGGACCUAGAAGAGGAAAAAGAGAGAGGUCAUCCUUUAGAGAAAGGUCCUGAAAAGACCAGAAACUCUCUGGAGAGCCUCUACAGCGGACAGAGUUCCUCCAGCUCAGGUGGUGUGGCCAGUGUCUCAGAUGGCUCCAGUACCAGAGACAGUCUGAGACUAGAAGAGGACGGCUCCUACAACGGACACUUCUGUGGUAGAGCACGCGUCCACACAGACUUUGUUCCCAGCCCAUAUGAUACUGACUCCAUCAAACUCAAGGUUGGAGACAUUAUCAGCAUCAUCAGUAAACCUCCCAUGGGCAUCUGGACGGGGAUGCUGAACAACAAAGUGGGCAACUUCAAGUUCAUCUACGUUGACGUGGUCAUGGAGAAAGAGAGAGAGGAGGAGGCGCCAAAGAUCAGGCCUCAGAGGAUGAGCAAGAGACCACGACCAAAGACACUACUGGAACUACUGGAGCGUCUUCAUCUAGAGGAGUAUGCAUCUGCACUGCUUCUGAAUGGCUACCAGACAGUAGAGGACCUGAGGCACCUGCAGGAGAAACACCUUAUAGAGCUGAACGUGAUGAAUCCAGAACACAGAGGCAGGCUGCUGGCUGCUGUCAACUGCAGAUAUACAGAGAGCGAUGAUGUGAGGGAGAGUGAGGAGCCCUCUUCAUCACACAGCCUGAAGGAGGAGAAGAGCGACUGUCCCAGAGAUUCAGGUUGCUUUAUUCUAUCAGAGUGCUCUGAAAACAUCAAAGAGGACACAGAGAGCCAACCAGUCACACACUGAUAGGCUGCACUAUCCUAAUUAACAUACGGUUACCGGUACAAAGAGUUAGUUAACUAUUACGUUUUGACAUGUAAAUUACGAUGGCUCACCAUGUUUGUCUUGUCUGUAUUUGGUUUAACAAGAUGGGAUUUCAUUAAUUAAAUGUUAAAUGUAGGCUAUUUUUCUUAAAAUCGAUGAAUUUGUUCCUCCUUACAGGCCUUCAUUUAUGCACCUUUUUCUCUAACCUAUUCAUUCACAUAAAGCACAGGUGUCAAACUCAUUCCACGGAGGGCUGAGUAGCUGCGGGUUCUCGCUCCUCCCUUGUACUUGAUUGAU
Coregonus clupeaformis (lake whitefish) is the source of this 2812-nucleotide messenger RNA. Its product is annotated as SAM domain-containing protein SAMSN-1. Gene Ontology annotation, molecular function: protein binding. The record is from RefSeq and is a predicted model, not a curated record. The transcript has 15 exons. Lineage: Eukaryota; Metazoa; Chordata; Actinopteri; Salmoniformes; Salmonidae. The coding region runs from base 329 to 2497 and encodes 722 amino acids.